AAAGCCGAUAUAUCUCUAUCUGCAGCCUUAUUUGCACAUAAAAUUGCUUCCCGUACCGUAAUCUCCUUCGGAUACGGGCGGGCCAGUCACCAAAGGUAAGUUUUCGUCAUGAUAUAUAUCAGUCUAUACUUUUCUUCUACCUAUACUUAUACCCUCAUCAUCAAAUUCAUAACAGUGACAACCUACUUAUGCGUUCCAAUACAGUUCAGAUUUUCCCCACAGAGAACCAAGAAAUACAGUGGUUGGCGGAGUGUCUUCAAUAUAAAGUGUUCCGCAAUUAACACUUGUGGGGUCAGAGAAAGAUCGGAUGGAGUACAUACUUAAUUCUUCUCAAGCUCAUGCUCUUCCACGAAUUACAAGGAAUCCACUGAAAAGAACAUGAACUGAUGGACUUCAUGUAACUUAGAACGCCGCCAGGUAGUCAAGCUAUUCGAGGCAACCAUGUUGUAGAUUGUUGACAAAAGGGCUGAUGAUCAUUGUUAUAUACAAUGAACGAAUACUGUUAUUAUCUGAAUAAGACUUCAUUGCCUAUGAAUAAUGAUAAUGUUACCAUGAUAAGAACAGGGCAUUUAUGGAUAUAAAGAGCGGAGUUGUCAUGAACUUCCCGUCGUGCCUCAAUUGCCCAGUAUUACCGGCCCUAUAUUUGUAGUGGGUAGUAAUAAAGUACUAGUAGUGGAAAAUGAGAGGUUGCACACCAGCUUGUAGCAAUCCAAGAUAUAAUCCAGUAGAAUCAAGCUGAGCUCAUUCGAGUCUAAGAGAUGAGACCAUGGCGCAGGUACAUGUCAUGACGGUUGAACGUAACAGACGACAAGCUAGAUGGAUCGUUGAAUUUGACAGCGAAGGCGAGGAGGAAGUCGCAGGUAUAACAACGGUGGUUGAUCCUCUUGCUAUGAGCGCAAGCAAAACCUCCAAUACUCUGUCUGGUACUACUACUAGUAGUACAGAGUAGAGAGCUCGCACUUGAACCGCACGGUGCGGAAUCACUUCCGUACCUUUCCAGGCAUCCGAUUAGUCAUUCCUAAAGAACGGAGCAUCGGCAUGGAUGCAUAUCCGCCUAUACGCGGAACUCUUGAAAUGUCCACCGAAGCCAACUGAAGAAAUGAUUUCCAUGGCGUUAGCGUAUAGAGAACGGACCUAGUGAUUGGGGUU
Aspergillus pseudotamarii is the source of this 1149-nucleotide messenger RNA. RefSeq lists its product as uncharacterized. Bases 109 to 324 code for a protein of 71 amino acids. NCBI's taxonomy places the organism in Eukaryota, Fungi, Ascomycota, Eurotiomycetes, Eurotiales, Aspergillaceae. The record is from RefSeq and is a predicted model, not a curated record. The transcript has a single exon.